AGUUGCAGUAUGGCGAAGGACGUACGUGUAUUGGAGAUAUUCUUCUCCGAAGCUUCAGCUACUUUUUCAGCUGGUGGCGAGGUUUCAGGAGGAGUUGUAAUCGUUACAAACUCAGAUAUUAAAGCAAAAGGUAAUAGCUAUAAUAGUGUUUCAUCUUUUCCAACUAAUUUCCUUUUUUCGUUGAGUUGAUUAAUACUUUUUAUGAGAUAAAAAAAAGAAAAAAAAAGAAACAUUGAAGUGGUGUAAUAAUUGAUAUGAGAUUUUAUACUGCUACUUUUUGUAUUGUUCAUAUAACUAAAUGCUAAUUACAUACUUUGAGGAAGAUGAUGACGUCACGAAGGAAAUAAAGACGAAAAUAACAUCUGCAAAAAGUUACUCGUAGGCUCAUUAAAGUGCCAUAAUGCCAGUAUUUCGUGGAAAAAUCAACUGAAUAAAAGCAAUUGGCCUUCAAAGUCUUGAUUCUGUAAAUUUUCUAAUUACCACCUAAUUUUUGUAGGUUAAUUAAAUAUUAUCUUUUGAAUGUGGAAUUUAUGAAUUUCUCCUUCAAAAAAAUACAUACAUAGCUUUAAAUAAUCUGAUAAUCUUCAACGCCAAAACAGCUAUCAAGCUUAACAUACAUGGUUUAGCAAGGUGUCAUUGGGAUGAGAAAAGGGCAUAUACAAAGGGCUCGGCCAGUACUUUAUCCCACAAAGAUGCUGAAAUAUAUAUGGACGAAACGAUAAUUUUAUGUAGACCAGACGGUCAUCUUCCAAGUGGAAAACAUACGCAUCGUUUCAAAGUUAGACUACCUCCAUUUGCUCCAGCCUCUUUCGACGGCCAGUUCGGGAGAGUUCAAUACUGGGCAAAAGUGGUUAUAGAGAGACCCUUCGGGAAGGACAACAUUGAAGCAGUAAAGGCAUUCAAUGUAAAAGGCAUUUUGGAUUUGAAUGCUGAUCCUGAUGCAAAGAAAGCAGCUGAGAAUGCUGGCGAAACAACACCGGGUCUAUUUUGUUUUAAAUCAGGACGAAUAUCCGCUUCCUUAUCUGUUGAUAGGCGGUCUACUGCCCCGGGCCUAUCUGUGCCCUUUACAGCUAUUAUCAAAAAUGAGAGUGGAGCGAGAGUAAAAUCAGCACGAAUUAUUCUCAGCCAACAAGUCAUUUAUAAGGCCGAUAAACAAACCAGACGACAUUCAACACCUCUCAAAGGUGUUUCAAGGAAUAAAGAAAUUGGUGCGGGAACUGAAAGUUGGGUUGGAGAGAUAACUGAUAUUCCGCCCGUAGUUCCAUCCCACUUAGGAGCUGGAUGCAAGUUUAUCGAUGUUCGCUAUAUCCUAACGCUUAUCGUCGUCCCAAAAGGUCCGGGGAAAGAGUUAGAAGUCCCAUUGGAAAUAGUUAUUGGUACUGUCCCUGUAAGAAGACCAAGUUCUGUUGGACCUCAGUUAACAGUUCGAGGUGCUAUUGCAAGAGCUUCCGCCGGACAUUUGGACGUUAACGAUCUCCGUGAGGCUGUAUUUAGAGCUGACAAGCCAAAGAAUUAACUUAUUUUCUUUCUGAGUUUCUUUAAAAAAACAAAAACAACUAACUUUCUCUGCUUUCUUGUUUGCAUAUUAAAAUAUCUAUAUCA
Dimorphilus gyrociliatus is the source of this 1602-nucleotide messenger RNA. The record is from the annotation of a GenBank genome assembly. Lineage: Eukaryota; Metazoa; Annelida; Polychaeta; Dinophilidae.